CAUCAAGCCCUGCUCCUGGCCUCUCGCUUUGUUUUCCUGGCUGUGUACCCCCACGGACGCAACAACAAGCUAUCAACGAACUGGAGAAUCUUUUCUUCAUUCAACUCUAGUCUCGUACCAAUAUAUCUCGCUGUCAGUGCUAGUAGAGGGAAAAGGCGUCCGGUGGCUUAGCGAAGCCUCUCUUCCAGGGGUGAGUCAGAUAUGGGAACCGCACUCUGGACAACAGUGCCCUCCAUUUCAGUGGUCCUCUCGAGGAAGGUAUAAAACGGGUCAAGUAAGGACCCCUCCUUCCACGCCACUAUCCCCAACCCUACCCUGUGCAGACCUCACCUGUCAAGUUCAUAUAAAGCCAAGCUCUAUCUUUCAAAGUCGGCACUCUUCGAUCAACAUCGAUAAGUUUCCGUUGCCGCCCAUCGUCAACAUAUGCCCAGUAUGUGGUAUCAUAUCUCAAAUGCCAACGAGUACCUUGUGGUCACUGGUGCCGGUAUCGACGAUGUCCGUAUCGUAAAAAAAGCGUUCGUCUACCCAUGGCAGCGAGCUGCCCGGAUCUCAGUCUCGCCGUUCGACUUCUCGCUCAACCUGCAGGCAAUGACCAUCGAAAAGCUACAAUUUGCUCUACCAGCCGUCUUCACCAUCGGUCCCGACAACAAACCCGACGCGCUCAAAAAGUAUGCGCUUCUUCUCAGCGGAAAUCCCGAUGGGACCCCCUCAAGCAGUAAGGGCAAGCCGAACCAGGUGAUCAUACCCACACAAAGGGGCCAUGUUCAGGACAUUGUCAAAGGCAUCAUCGAGGGUGAAACACGUGUGAUUGUCUCGAGUAUGACGAUGGAAGAGAUCUUCAAGGAACGUCAGAUCUUCAAGCAAAAGGUCAUUGAAAACGUGCAAAAGGAACUUGAUCAGUUCGGCCUGUGCAUCUACAACGCCAACGUCAAAGAACUCCAAGACACCCCCGGAUCCGAAUACUUCGCCUUCCUUUCACGCAAAGCCCACGAGGGCGCCUCGAACCAAGCCCGAAUUGAUGUCGCCGAGGCUCGUAUGCGCGGUGAAAUCGGCGAGGCCUCCAAGAAGGGCCACACCAAGCAAGAAAUCUCCAAGAUCGAAGCCGAGACCGCCGUCCUCGAGACCAAGCGCAAAGCCGACAAGGCGCAGGCCGACGCUGAGCUCAGGAAUCGCCAGACAGAGCUGGACAUGGGCAUCCAGAUGGCGCAGAUCAAAGCAAAACGCACAGCCGAGGCCCGCGACGCCGAGCUCCAGCGCGAAGUCGAGACCAAAAAAGCGGCUAUGGAACUCGAGCGCCUGCGCGCCAAGGACCUGGUACGCGCGCAGAUCGCUCAAGAAACCACCGAGCGCGAAGCCGACGCGAACUUCUACAAAGCGUCCAAGAACGCCGACGGCAAAGCAUACGCAGAAAAACAAGACGCCGAUGCCCAACUGUUCAAGCAACAGCGCCAGAUCCAGGCCAACGUCGAACGCCAAAUGAAGGAGGCCGACGCCAACUACCACGCCAAACACCGUGAUGCCGAAGCCACUCAGGCACAGGCCAAAGCGUACUCGGCCCUCGCCGAUGCAUUUGGCGGACCGCAGGGUCUGCUGACAUACCUCAUGAUCAAGGACAAUACGUACGAGAAGCUCGCGCUGGCCAACGCCAAGGCUAUCCAGGGCCUGCAGCCCAAGAUCACCGUUUGGAAUACUGGGUCAGAGGCUGGUGAAGUCGCGACGAGUGGUGGUAUUUCAGCUAUCAAGAAUAUCAUGCAAUCCCUUCCACCACUGUUGAGCACCAUCCAAGAUCAAACGGGCAUUACGCCGCCGAAUUGGAUGCUCAACAUGCCUGACAAGGAGAACAUCAAUUCCAACGGGACUGCCGCCGCCAACUCCAAGCCCAAGAAAGGUAUCUUGCUGAACGGGGUCCAUGAUUCGUCCAAGGCUUUCGACGAAGCUAUGGCACGCAGAACUGCUACUCCACCUCUGUGAAAUCCUCGUCCUGGAUCUCCAAGGGAUGGGCCAAGGCGAUACUCGAAUUCGGUGUCUCCACGUCAACGCGGAAACGUUGGCUGAGGCCUGGAGGAGAGUUCUGUCCUUAUCUCCUCGACGGUCUAUCGCACUUUGAUCGUCCGGAGCUCCCGUCGACUCUGCUCUUCACCUAGCAGGAGGCUUAUCACCACUUGCGAGCGGCGGACGAGGAUCAGCUCACACUGAACAUACAAAUUUCCUUCGCUCGGAUGUUUGCCGCCAUGUCUUGUUUUCUGAUUACUGGUGUUGGAAGACUUUGAGGCCGUUGUACUUGUAUUGUCCUCUUGCAAUCCUUUUUGUACUGUACAUAGAUAUGUCUAUCGCUCAUCGUGUGGCAUCUGUACAUAGACGUGUUUAGCCUCAUGGUCUACGCUGUGUAGUGCUUCUCAUGAUAUUGAUUCACACUCAA
Messenger RNA from Exophiala viscosa, 2419 nucleotides. RefSeq names its product flotillin, variant. The transcript is spliced from 3 exons. Gene Ontology annotation, cellular component: plasma membrane. The coding region runs from base 424 to 1971 and encodes 515 amino acids. Lineage: Eukaryota; Fungi; Ascomycota; Eurotiomycetes; Chaetothyriales; Herpotrichiellaceae. The record is from RefSeq and is a predicted model, not a curated record. Gene Ontology annotation, biological process: protein localization to plasma membrane.